UAGUAGUGUUGGGGUGGCGGGCAGCCACUGCAACAUCGAAAGUCAGAGAGUAUCGGAGGUGUCGGUCUUCGAACGGCAGAUCAAGCGUGGCCUCCGUACGCUGUGGACCUGCACAACAACGCUCUGAAGAGAAAGGGAUAACACAAGUGCUUCUUACGACAUUCACGAUACACCACUCACCAAACAUGAGGAGUCUCCCCCUAUUCAUUCUUUUAGCGUGUAUAGCGUGGCAAGCUUCAGCGCGGCCUCAGGAUGACUCAGAGCCCAGAGCAAUACCAAAUCGGGGACUUUUAAAACGAGGAUUAGUGGGAAAAGGCAAACCUACAACCACUACCACCACAGCCGCUCCUGCAGAGGAGGAUGGCGAUUAUGAAGAAGAAGGAGAUUACCCCGCAGAGGCUGAAGCCCAAGAGCCCUCUACUGAAGCAGCUCCUUCUUCCACCGAAGGCAAGAAGCUAGUCGCUGGUGGAGUACGACCUUUCCGUAGCAACACCGAUCUCUUGGAAGCACUUAAAAGGCGGAGAGCACAAGUUGCUGAAGCUAAAUUAGGUCAAUCAUCUGUACCUGCUGCAUCACAGUCCCAAGUUGAUGUGCAAACAGAGGCCCCUGCAAAGGCUAACUUUAGUAAAAAGCGUUUUAAUACAGCUACACGUGAAACCAAAACUGAAGACGCUCCCGCGCCAGCGAAACCUAGCAGAGGUCGUUUCAGCAAACCUUCAUCAAGAUCUGUACAAGAAGCGGACCCUGUAGAGGAGCAAAACGACGCGGCGCCCACGGUCAGGACCGGCAGGCAAUUCAGACGUGGUGGAAACUAGUUCCUUGCUCCUUAUUUCUCAUCUGUUCCUAUCCUUUCUCAUCUUAUCCAGCAAAGCGAGGUGUUUUAAUUUGAUAAAAUUUACCCUUUACCUAUUUGUGACUGUAUAAUUAAAUGUUACCUACUUACCAUACUUUCAAACCAUUUCUCCUUUCCCUGUAU
Messenger RNA from Zerene cesonia (dogface butterfly), 976 nucleotides. RefSeq lists its product as uncharacterized. The transcript has 6 exons. NCBI's taxonomy places the organism in Eukaryota, Metazoa, Arthropoda, Insecta, Lepidoptera, Pieridae. The record is from RefSeq and is a predicted model, not a curated record. The coding region runs from base 186 to 815 and encodes 209 amino acids.